ACCCGAACCCCCAAAACCAUACUUGUGGACUGGACGCUAGCCCAUGGACGGAAAUUAGUCGAUAUAUUAUUAUUAUUAUUAUAUUUUGCCUUGGAAGCAACCCGCCUCAGAAGCCGUGUUCAGUUAAUGCGUGCAACCUGUUCGAGUAAUUGUCUGAAUUAGAAUGAUAAAGACUUCAGUUCUGCAUCUCAAAGCAUUUCAGUUCCCAUCUUGUGAGAUUAGAAGGUUUAGGAAUUUAAAGUGCAAAGCAUCCAAUAUGGAACUCACUCUAACACGUCCCGACGAUUGGCAUCUUCACCUUCGCGACAAUGAACUUCUCGAAGCUGUUGUCCCUCACAGUGCUAGUCAUUUUGGAAGAGCAAUCGUGAUGCCAAAUUUGAAACCCCCCGUUACUACUACUGCUGCUGCUCUGGCUUACCGAGAAUCUAUAUUGAAAGCGCUGCCGCCCAACAGCAACUUUACUCCACUGAUGACCCUUUAUUUGACAGAUUCAACCAGUCCAGAUGAGAUCAAGCUCGCAAGAAGGAGUGGAGUUAUUUAUGCUGUAAAGUUGUAUCCAGCUGGUGCUACCACAAAUUCUCAAGAUGGUGUUACUGAUCUUUUUGGGAAAUGUCUUCCUGUGCUCGAGGAGAUGGUGGAACAAAAUAUGCCUUUGCUGGUUCAUGGGGAGGUGACAGAUCCUAAUGUUGAUGUAUUUGACCGUGAGAAAGUCUUCAUUGAGACCGUCCUGCGGCCCUUAAUCAAAAGGCUUCCACGUCUAAAGGUUGUGAUGGAGCAUAUCACUACAAUGGAUGCUGCCAAGUUUGUUGAGUCCUGUGAUGAUGGGUUUGUGGCAGCAACAGUUACUCCUCAGCAUCUUGUUCUCAAUAGAAAUGCUCUCUUCCAAGGAGGGUUGCAACCACACAGUUACUGUCUUCCAGUACUCAAAAGGGAAACCCAUAGACAAGCAAUUGUUUCAGCAGUGACUAGUGGAAGUAAAAAAUUUUUCCUUGGGACUGAUAGUGCUCCUCAUGAAAGAAAGAAAAAAGAAUGUCCUUGUGGAUGUGCUGGAAUUUAUAAUGCUCCUGUUGCAUUGUCACUGUAUGCCAAGAUUUUCGAAGAGGCUGGUGCGCUUGAUAAGCUAGAGGCAUUUACGAGCUUUAAUGGACCAGACUUCUAUGGACUUCCAAGGAACACAUCACACAUCAAGUUGACCAAGACCUCAUGGAAGGUGCCAGAAGCUUUUUCAUUUUCAUUUGGAGACAUCGUACCAAUGUUUGCAGGAGAAACACUUGAGUGGCAGUCAUCCUGUGUCUGAUUUCAAACUUCACAGCAAGAAACAAUAAUUUAUGGUUUUCUUAUUCCUUAACCUUACUGCAUAAAAUGAUAGGAUACCACUUCUGGAUGUUUAUUCAUUUCUUUCUUCUUCUUUUUCUUUUCUUUUCUUUCCUUUUCCCCCAUGAAAUGCACUUAGCAUAAGGGAAGUAAUUUCCCCCUUUCUUGUUGUUAAGAAAUAAAUGCAACGUCGACAAGGAAAAUUAUGUUCUCA
Molecule: messenger RNA, 1528 nt
Organism: Manihot esculenta (cassava)
Lineage: Eukaryota; Viridiplantae; Streptophyta; Magnoliopsida; Malpighiales; Euphorbiaceae
Product: dihydroorotase, mitochondrial
Exons: 8
Coding region: 164-1297 (377 amino acids)
Biological process (GO): 'de novo' pyrimidine nucleobase biosynthetic process; pyrimidine nucleotide biosynthetic process
Cellular component (GO): cytoplasm; chloroplast
Molecular function (GO): dihydroorotase activity
Source: RefSeq, a predicted model, not a curated record